UUCUGCUGUACGCUAGCUACAAACAUUUCGGAUUCUAGUUAGCGAUCGAAUUUGCGUUUUCAGAAUUCUGUAAGUUAGAGAAAUCGAAUUACUCCGUAAUACAGUAUUUUGUGGAAGCCAAGUCUUGUAUAUAUACAAUACUGCAUCCCGCUCUGGUACAUAUUUAUACAUUUAUCUGUGCUAGCUAGCCACGGUUAGCAUACUAGCUAUCAUUAGCCUUAACAUGAAUAUUGAUAACGUUAACCAGUCUGUCACAGCUGGAGUGUCAUCUACGACGUCUUCAACUUCAGUUAACUGCAUCGCAAAUGAUAAUGCAACAACCAACGUGAGCAGCAUCCCUCCGGCCACGAGUAAUGCAUCGGCUUCUGCAGCCAUGGUGACACCAUCAGCAGACACAUCUGUCGCUAACGGCGUCUAUGUCCCAGGUGGCAUCGCCAACGGAGAUGUGAAGUCUGCGUUGUCCACCACGCCUCUGGCAGAUUUCCUUAUGCAGCUGGAAGAAUACACUCCCACGAUUCCUGAUGCAGUUACAGGAUACUAUCUGAACCGAGCUGGCUUUGAGGCUUCUGAUCCAAGAAUAAUUCGUCUGAUAUCCCUUGCGUCUCAGAAGUUUAUCUCAGACAUUGCCAAUGAUGCACUGCAGUACUGUAAAAUGAAGGGCACAGCUUCAGGAAGCUCAAGGAGUAAGACAAAGGAUAAGAAAUACACUCUGACUAUGGAAGACCUGACACCUGCCCUCUCAGAAUAUGGCAUCAAUGUCAAGAAACCGUACUAUUUUACUUAGGCAUUUUCUUCUUCAAAGCAUGGUUGCUUUUGCUAGUUGUACCUUAUUGCUGACACAAUAGAUUUUGUCAGCACCUUGUGUUCUUGAUUAUGGUGCUCUACAGCUGUGACAAAUCUUUGUAGUCAUUUUGCCAUUCAUUAUCUUUUGGAGCACCCUUUGCUUUAUCUUAAAUUGUACAGUUGGAUCUUUUGGGGAGUGUGGGAAAUAAAUACCUAAACAAAAAACAUGA
Betta splendens (Siamese fighting fish) is the source of this 1013-nucleotide messenger RNA. RefSeq names its product TAF10 RNA polymerase II, TATA box binding protein (TBP)-associated factor (gene taf10). NCBI's taxonomy places the organism in Eukaryota, Metazoa, Chordata, Actinopteri, Anabantiformes, Osphronemidae. Bases 224 to 784 code for a protein of 186 amino acids. Gene Ontology annotation, biological process: transcription initiation at RNA polymerase II promoter. The record is from RefSeq and is a predicted model, not a curated record. The transcript is spliced from 5 exons. Gene Ontology annotation, cellular component: SAGA complex; transcription factor TFIID complex; nucleus. Gene Ontology annotation, molecular function: RNA polymerase II general transcription initiation factor activity; promoter-specific chromatin binding.